AUGGACGACGCCAACGUCGCCGACUUUGUCAGCAUUACCUCGUGCGACGCCGACAAGGCCGCCCAGUACUUGCGCCUUACCGACGGCAAUCUCGAGCAGGCCAUUCAAUUGUUCUUUGACAGCCCCAAUCUCGACUUCGGCCCCGCCCCCACAGCAACAACACCAGCAUCUGGCCCAGCAGUUGGCUCGCACGCUGCCUCGUCGUCGACGGCACAAAAUCCUAUCCAUGUCGACUCAGACGACGAAGACAUGGCCGACUUCAACCCCGCCGCACACUCGGCCACCCCGCCAGCACGGGGCGCGCCCAGCACAGAAGACGACGAGGCCAUGGCGCGACGGCUACAAGAGGAGAUGUACGGCGGAGGAGGUCCUGCGGCUGCGGAUCCAGAUCAAGUGCGUGCUCCCAUGCAGCGAACAACCGAGACGUUGGUGGGGCCAGACGCACACUGGGGCCCAGCAGACACCGACGACGACCAGGUCGAUGCCAUGGUCCAGGAACAGCUCGCCCGUCGCCGUGCCGGCCGCGCCGGCAUCUUCAACCAGCGCACCACCCAAACCAAUGUCUGGGAUAACUCGGCCGAUUCGAGUGCACGGCGUCGCGAGCUGGCGACGGCGACGGGGGGAGCCUCGGAGCAGUCCUCUAAGAUGAGCAUGCUAGCAGAGCUCUUCCGCCCGCCCUUUGAGCUCAUGUACCAGGGUGCGUGGGACAAGGCGCGGGACAUGGGCAAGGACGAGCAAAAAUGGCUCCUGGUGAACAUCCAGGAUCCCGCCAUUUUCGACUGCCAGCGCCUCAAUCGCGACAUCUGGAAGAAUGAGGACAUCAAGGCCACGGUCCGCGAAAACUUUCUCUUCAUGCAGUACGCCAAGGACGAUCCCCGGGGCCAACAGUACGUCAACUACUACUUCCACGCCCGCGAGAGCUCCGAUGCCUAUCCACACAUCGCCAUUGUCGACCCCAGGACCGGAGAGCAGGUCAAGGUCUGGUCAGGUCCGCCCAUACCCGAGCCUGUCGAGUUCCAUGCCCAGCUCCACGAAUUCCUCGACCGGUACAGUUUGAAUGUCAACGCGAAGAAUCCAGUGGCCAAGCGGAAAGCCGAGUCCAAGAAGAUUGACGUGGACCGCAUGACAGAGGAGGAGAUGAUGGAAUGGGCCCUACAGAACAGCAUGGACAGUGGCACACAGGCAGGCCCCAAGCACGACGAUCCCGAUGCUCUCACAAAGUCAUUCGACAACAUCAAGGGCAAAGCCAAAGCCCAAGGCUCGACGCAAGAUGCAGAGCCAGAAACUGGACCAGACGACGAAUCCUCGAAUCCAGCCUUUGCCCAAAUCUCGUCACAUGCACCACACACGGAGCCAACCAUUACAGACCCAAAAAUCACAACUCGCAUCCAGUUCCGUGGUCCGUCUGGUCGUCCCAUUGUCCGCCGCUUCCAUCUCUCGGAUCCCGUGCGCCGCAUAUACGAAUGGAUCAAAUCAGAUGUCCCCUGGGAAGGCAAGCAGGGUGCCGUCUUUGACUUGACUUUUACGGGCAAGAAUCUGAUUGAGCAUCUUGAUUCGACUAUUGAACAGGCUGGCCUCAAGGGUGUCAGCAUCAUGGUCGAGUUUCUGGAUUCCGAGUAG
Messenger RNA from Plenodomus lingam JN3, 1620 nucleotides. RefSeq lists its product as uncharacterized. Gene Ontology annotation, biological process: proteasome-mediated ubiquitin-dependent protein catabolic process. Lineage: Eukaryota; Fungi; Ascomycota; Dothideomycetes; Pleosporales; Leptosphaeriaceae. The record is from RefSeq and is a predicted model, not a curated record. Gene Ontology annotation, cellular component: nucleus. Gene Ontology annotation, molecular function: ubiquitin binding.